This is a messenger RNA of Paramecium sonneborni, 1956 nucleotides long. NCBI's taxonomy places the organism in Eukaryota, Ciliophora, Oligohymenophorea, Peniculida, Parameciidae. The record is from the annotation of a GenBank genome assembly.
CAAAUAAAUAAGGAAUGGGAAUAUAUUAAUCAACAUAAAACCAAUUUCCUGAGAGAUGGUGUUAUUUUUUCGGUUUUCCGAAUAUUUUAUUGAGUUACAAUACAGGAAAAGAUGAAUUUAAGAUGGUUGAGACUGCAAAAGUAUGAUUUGUGUAUAAUGGAUAGAUAGUUUUAAAGAAUAUGGGAUGUGUGUAAGUAAAUGAAUGUACAGUUUAUUUAAGUGGUGGAAUAAGUGAGAAUUAUUAGGAAGUGAGUAAGAAUGUUUAUCGAUAUAAUGUGGAUGAGAAUAUCUUCAGAAACCUUCCAUAAAUGAAUAUUGCUAGAUAUACACAUUAACUAAUGUAUAACAAGUAUGAUAGUAAACUUUAUGCAUUGGGAGUAAUUAGAGUAUAUAUAAAUAAAUUAGGGAAGGUCAUAUGGAUAAGGAAGUGAAGGUAUUUUGAAUAGUUGUGAAUGUUACGAUUUCUAAAAGGGUAAGUGGGAAAUGAUAGCACCAAUGAAUUUUAAACGUGCAACAUUCUUUUCUAUAUUGUAUGAAUAGAAAAUAUAUGUAUUUGGUGGAUAUACAGAUGUAAGAAAGAGAUCAAAAAAGAUAGAGAAAUUAGAAAAUCAGAAAUGGGUAUUAUUAAAUGUGAAAUUACAAUAUGGUGUUGAAUAAGGAGUGUUGUAUUAGAAUUAGUAGAAAGAAUUGUUUAUAUUGGGUGGAUAAUCAGUUGAUGGAAUUAUUGAUAAACAUUAAGUUAUUGAUUUUAACAAAUAGAUAUCUUAUAUUAGUAAGACAUAUAAUUAGAAACCAAGAGUAUUGUAAAAGGGAACAUAGAUUGAUAAUUUGUCGAUUUAAUUCUUUGGAAGUGAGACUUUAUCUAUAGAGAGAGGAGAAAUUUCAAAUUUAGAAUUGAAAAUUUAUAAAGGUAAUUCUUUAUUGAAUUAAAUAUAAAAUGAGAGUUUGAAAGAAUUUAGUAUGGCUGAUUAUACUUUUGAAUUAGGAAUAAUAUUAAAACCAAUUAUUUCUUAUAUAAUGAUUAUAUAGGAAGAUGUAAUUCAUAGAAUUAAUAAAGUAUAUUUCAAAGAUCAGAAUUAAUCAAAAUAAUAGAAAUUUAAAGAAUACAUUUAAUCAACAACAAUAUUAUCAAAUAAAAUAUAUUUAUAUUCAGGAGCAUUAUUAUUAUAAGAUGGCAGUGUCAUCAUUAUGGGAGGUGUAAAUAAUUAGAUGAAUUAAAUAUCUAAUGAAACUAUUAAAAUAGAACCCAAUUUUAAUUAAGUAAGUAAAUUAGCUAAGAUGAAUUAAGCUAGAUAUGCUUUUAGUUAUACUUUAGUUGAUAAUUAUAUUUAUGUCGCAGGUGGAAGAUAUUAUGGAGAUGAUGAUUAAGGUAUCCUAGAUUCAAGUGAAAGAUAUAAUAUAAAUACAAAUUAAUGGGAAAUAUUGGCUAAAUUAAAUGAGAAGAGAUGUAGUUGUUUCAUGAUCAAACAUAAUGGCAGAGUCUUAGUUGCUGGAGGAUUCAAUACAUUUAAAACUAGAAUCAAUACUAUAGAAAUCUAUAACCCAGAACUCAAAUGUUGGGAAAUGUUAGGAAUUACAUUACAUAAUUCUAUUGAAGCUUGUACAUUCACAUACAGAUCUAUUUAAAGUAAAUUGGAUUUCAUUACUUUUGGUGGUAGAUAAUCUACUGAUUUAGAUAGUGUAAUUAAGUACUCUAUAGAUUUCGAUUAACCAAUUGAUCAUUAGAUUGGUAAUUUUUAAUAAUUGCAGAGUUUAAAAUUCAAAGGUUCUUUAUUGUAAUCAAUAAGAAUUGAUGAUUAUAUAUUAAUUAUCCAUUAGAAUGGAUAAUAAAUAAACAUUAAUUCAUAUUAGUUGAAUACACUAUAAUAAAUAGAGAGUGAAAUAAAUUAGGAAUUGAUGGGUUUGUUGUAAGAACUAAAAGUGUGUAAUAUAGGGAAAUUGUUAAUUUUUGAUUGA